Molecule: messenger RNA, 2043 nt
Organism: Tribolium castaneum (red flour beetle)
Lineage: Eukaryota; Metazoa; Arthropoda; Insecta; Coleoptera; Tenebrionidae
Gene: MFS16
Product: Major Facilitator Superfamily Transporter 16
Exons: 12
Coding region: 169-1896 (575 amino acids)
Biological process (GO): transmembrane transport
Cellular component (GO): membrane
Molecular function (GO): transmembrane transporter activity
Source: RefSeq, a predicted model, not a curated record
CGAAUUCAGCAGAACUACCACACAAACAUCUGUCAUAUUUAUUACUCUUGCCACUGACUCACUAAACUUGACGUUUUCAUUGUUUUAAAUUUCCGUAAUACAAACGUAAAUUAUCAAUUUAACAACAAUGAUCCACGAUUAAGAUAACAACAGCUUAUCUUCAAUUUUAUGUUUCAUUAUUGCGUGGCAAGACUAGCCUUUGUUACAACAUAUCAGUUUUCCAUCUGUUACCGUAAAUGGAAAAUGAGUUAUCCCUCUUCGAGACAAAUCCCUUGGGGCGUGAAUUUUUUACAAAAACUGACCGACAGAUGCUGUCCAAGGCUUCAUUUCAACAGAGAAUUAUGCUACCGAGGUAGUGUUGUCUUUCUUACUUAUGUGGCCUAUAUGAGUUACCACUUGUCUCGGAAACCAAUUUCGGUAGUUAAGGCUGUUUUACAUCAAAACUGUAGCGGGCUAACGCCUCCGCCAGAUGUAAUUCCUGGGAAUAGAUCGCAUUGGUGCGAUUGGGCUCCUUUCAAUGGGUCUGAUGCUAGUGCGUCCCAGCUAUUGGGGGAGUUAGAUUCCUCGUUUUUAUUCUGCUACGCAAUUGCCAUGUUUAUUUCGGGAUUUAUUGCCGAACGAGUCAAUCUCCGAUACUUCCUGAGUUUAGGCAUGCUAAUGUCAGGCAUUUUUAGCUAUCUGUUUGGUAUCGCCAAAAGUUAUAAUAUACAUAAUUUAAGUUAUUACAUAAUAGUACAAGGCCUUGCCGGUGUUGCCCAAACAACUGGUUGGCCUGGCGUCGUUACCGUGAUGAGUAAUUGGUUUGGGAAAAAAAAACGCGGACUGAUCUUCGGUCUAUGGAAUUCGCACACAAGUAUUGGCAAUAUUUUGGGGUCUUUAAUAGCAGCAGAGUACGUCGAAACUGACUGGUCGCUAUCGUUCAUAAUGCCAGGUUUGAUUGUUGGGGUUGUAGGAUUUGUUUUAUUUUUAUUUUUGGUGGUGAAUCCUAGCGAUGUUGGAUGUACUGUUGCUGAACCGGAAGAACGAACGCAAAAUGGGCGGCAAUAUAGAAAAUUGCAAGAUCGGGUCGCAAACGUUGAUAAUGUGUCGCAUGUCAGUUGUGAAACCGACGAUACUGAUAUUAUUUUAGGUGAAGAGGCCGUCUUAACUCACAAUAUUCAGUACGCGUCCUUAGAUGAAUUUGAAGUACAGAGGCGACUGUCUGAACGGACUCGUCUAUUGCCCGGCAAUGAGACUUCGCCCAGAGACAACGCUAUUGGUUUUCUAGGAGCCUGUCGUAUUCCCGGCGUUUUAGAAUAUUCACUUUCGUUGUUUUUUUCAAAACUCGUCAGUUAUACCUUCUUGUACUGGUUGCCAUUGUACGUAAAAGAGUCACUGAAAAUGGGCGCUACACUUAGUGCCGAUUUGUCAACUCUUUUCGAUGUUGGAGGCAUUGUGGGGGCCAUAGCAGCGGGGGUCAUAAGCGACCAUAGCGGAAUGUCAGCCACAACGUGUGUGGGGAUGUUGGCGGCGGCGGCCCCAAUGAUGUUCAUUUAUCAAAAAUUGAGCUACUACAGCUUGGCUUUAAACAUGGUAUUACUGAUAGUGGUCGGAAUCCUAGUGAAUGGCCCUUACGCCCUAAUUACAACUGCCGUUUCGGCCGAAUUAGGCACACAUUCCAGCCUUGAAGGUAAUUCAAAGGCCUUGGCUACAGUGACCGCUAUUAUCGACGGAACUGGUUCCAUCGGGGCAGCUGUUGGUCCACUAUUGGCUGGCUUUGUCUCCAACUAUGGAUGGUCCAAUGUAUUCAUCAUGUUGAUGAUCUCUGAUAUCUUAGCUUUAAUUUUGUUACUACGAUUAGUUAAACACGAAAUCCACAGAUGUCGGAGUGUAAGAAGAGAAAUGCGUAUUGAAUAACACUAAGUUAGUGUUGUUAUGUUUGGAUGUAACAACACAAAUAGAUUAAUUUUAUUUAAAUUAUUAAAUUUUAUUGUGAUAUAAUAGUUGCAAUUUUAUGUCGUAAAAAUAUACGGAACUUCCAUUAAAGUUGACAAUUGAAAUAAA